CGAAACUAUGGCUGGAAGCUAAAGCCGCCGGUUACAGCAGGCGACAAAAAUGGCGCUGUUGAAGGCGAAGAAGGUGAUCAAGGUUUGACCUGAAAAAAUGAAAAAUGGGAGCAAAUGGUUCAUUGUUGGAGAAGGAGAUAGGUCACGAUCAGUUUCCGUCAAAUGAGCACUACUUCGGGCUCGUAAAUUUUGGCAACACGUGCUACUGCAACUCGGUGCUGCAAGCCCUGUACUUCUGCAAGCCGUUCCGGGAGAAAGUGCUCGAGUACAAGGCUAAGAACAAGAGAACCAAGGAGACGCUGCUCACCUGCUUGGCUGACCUCUUCCACAGCAUAGCCAAUCAGAAGAAGAAAACAGGCACCAUUGCCCCCAAAAAGUUCAUUGCCAGGUUGCGUAAGGAGAACGAACUUUUUGAUAACUACAUGCAACAGGAUGCUCAUGAGUUUCUCAACUACCUCUUGAAUACCAUUGCUGACAUUUUACAAGAGGCAGAUCAAGACAUCCUCACUGAGAAACAGCAGCAGGCUCAGAGCAACUCUAAAGGAAGCAGAUGUUCGUCAGCUGGGGAGCAGAACCCCUCCCAGAACUGCACGCAGGCGGCAGCUGGUGUAGGGCAGCAAAUGUCUGGAGGAGGUCAAGGCACUCAGCAGUCCAAGCCCGAGCCUACAUGGGUGCACGACAUCUUUCAGGGCACACUCACCAACGAGACGAGAUGCCUCAACUGCGAAACGGUGAGCAGCAAAGAUGAGGACUUCUUAGACCUUUCUGUGGACGUGAGCCAGAAUACGUCCAUCACUCACUGCCUACGGGGGUUCAGCAACACGGAGACCCUCUGUAGUGAACAUAAAUACUACUGUGAGAACUGCUGCAGCAAGCAGGAAGCACAGAAGAGAAUGCGUGUGAAGAAAUUACCCAUGAUUCUAGCGCUGCACCUUAAACGAUUCAAGUACACAGAACAGCAGAACCGGCAUACAAAGCUCUCGUACAGGGUGGUCUUUCCUCUAGAACUUAGGCUAUUCAACACAUCAGAUGAUGCCUACAACCCUGACCGAAUGUAUGACCUCGUGGCAGUAGUCAUCCACUGUGGGAGCGGUCCGAACAGAGGUCAUUACAUCUCCAUAGUGAAAAGUCAUGGUCUCUGGCUCCUUUUUGAUGACGACAUUGUUGAUAAAAUAGACGCAUCAGCCAUAGAGGACUUCUACGGACUCACGUCAGACACGCCAAAGACGUCGGAGUCUGGUUACAUUCUCUUCUACCAGUCGAGAGAGUGACUCAGUGAUUUUGAUAACUUUGAAGCAACCAGGUGCAAUAGAGCGAUGAAAACUAGGGAAGCAGAGCAUGGCAAAAGAUUCUCACUAGUGCUUCAAAUCUCAACCCCCAACCAACGGAGAUGGCACGAAGCAUUUGGUGAUCAAACCUGUACAUAUGCAGAUUUUAUAUAGACAGAAAAAGACGCUAUAUAUUAUACGAUGGAUGCUUUUGCGUUUCCCUGUCUACAUCGACCCCCGUGUGUUGCCCCUUUUUUUUUCUCUCUUUUAGUUGACGAAGAACAGCAUUUAGUUUUUUUUUUAUUGAGUGUACAAAAAUAGUGAGAGAGUUUCUUUUCGAAAGCCGUCAAUGUAUAGCGUGGAUUAGUGACAUAGGUCUAGUGUUCUCUUUUAUGAGCAAAGAGCGACGGUGUACAGAUUAAUUUAUAGCAUUUCAUUAUUUUACAUUAUGAUCCAGGCCUGAAGGAAGUGAAGGGAGAGGCUUUCUGAAUCCAAAUACUAGUUGUUCUGCACAACGGAAACAGGAUGGAAGGGCGUGUGUGGUAAAGCAGGACAGCUACAUGCAUAUAUCACCUUCUUUGAACAGUGCGCUGAGUGCUCCAUUUUGAGUAAGCAACUAAGGUGACUGCACAUUUAGGGAUUGCAUAUGGUUACAUAAAGAUUGGAACUAUGGUGAAAAAAGUGUGCUUGCAAGAACAGGGAUCUUCAAGGUAAGAGGGAAAUGAGAGCAAUAUGCAAGUGAGUAUGCAGCUCAACAUUUGUGCCCCGAUACUUUAGUAUGGAGAUGUCCAAUCUCUGGGGGUUGCAUGAUCGAAAACUUGCUUCUGGUUUUUGAUGCCACCAUUGUGUCAUGAUGACUGCUGCCGUGAGCUAUUAUGGUCUGGACCCUGAACAAGGAUACUUGAAAGCGCUUGAGCUCUUGUUAUGUAAUGAUAUUUCUCGACUGCGUCAUUGUGUUACAGACAAGGAGGCGAGUGAAUAUAUAACUCUACUGUCUUCCUGAGAUCAUGAGAAAGUGUGAUGCAGUGUUCUCUUUUUUUUCUUUGAGAGAGGAACAUGUAUUGACUAAAAAAUAAAAUUGCGGGCAGUCACUUCCUUCUCGCUACAGGGUCUGUUCAGAGUCGAGCCUUCCCUAUCGUGUAAAAUAUUGUACAGUUACAUCGCUUUUGAAUUAAAUGCCACUGAAAGUA
Messenger RNA from Ornithodoros turicata, 2458 nucleotides. RefSeq names its product ubiquitin carboxyl-terminal hydrolase 46-like (gene Usp12-46). Lineage: Eukaryota; Metazoa; Arthropoda; Arachnida; Ixodida; Argasidae. Bases 105 to 1271 code for a protein of 388 amino acids. Gene Ontology annotation, biological process: protein deubiquitination. The transcript has 10 exons. Gene Ontology annotation, cellular component: nucleus; cytosol. The record is from RefSeq and is a predicted model, not a curated record. Gene Ontology annotation, molecular function: cysteine-type deubiquitinase activity.